ACGUCUAGUCUUCGUUCUUCUUGAUCUUGCGAAAAAAACUCUCUCUGACUCUGACUGAGUCUGACAGAUAUUUGGAAACUCAAGAAAAUUUAACAAGCAUAAUGACCUCGUCAAUUCUCCACAUUAGCGACAUUUAGCUCCACAUGCAGAUAUCACAGGUGUAGACGUGGACAGGAUAUAAGAAGUUUGAAAGAAGGUGCCUCUUUUCUGACAAGUCUCUGCCUGUUCUCUUGGCACCAGGAACAUGGCCAGCAAGAGUAAGAAACGGAAGAGGUCUUUAUCCCCUGAACCAGGUCCUCCUCCUAUCCAAAAGUUGAAGAUUAAACCUAUGCCAAAAAUUCCUCCAGAAAAGUCCUCCAGCGGAAAGAAAUCUGCAAAAAAGCGCAAACAAGAUGUCUCACCGAUACCUACCACAAGUGUGUCACCAACCGGAGAUUGGGGCGAAGAUGGAGGACUAAAGAUGAAGUUUAUUUUAUCACCCAAGAAGACAAAAGUUGACGCAUCGCCAAGGAGCGAUACAACAGAUGAGAGGCUCUCUCCUAAAGGGACUGCCAAGGGGAAGAAAAAGGGCAAGCAGAUCAAAGCAAAGUUGUUUUUUGAGGAUCAGGUGCUUACGCUUGAUGGCGAAACAGUGACUCACCAAAAUAUGAUAACACCUGGCAAGAAACGAAAGCAAACUACAAAACAGACUGUAGAAGACACAAAGUCGAGUAAAAAGAAAAAGAAGGAGGUUGACAAGUCCAAAGUCAAAGAAGAGCCUAUGAUGCCACCUUUUACAAAGGUGCCAAAGAGUGCUGAACGGUCCAAGAUUAAAUCCAUCAAAGUAGAAUCUGAUAGUGGCUACAGCGAUACCCCUCCAGUCUCGGCAAAGUCUAAAAAGCUGAAAGCAAAGCUGCAGACAUUAGAGGAACAACCCGUUCCCAGUCCACAAGCUUCGGACGUGUCGAGGGAUUCACUUCCCAAGAAGAAGAAAAAGGAAAAGGACAAGAAGAAGAAGAAGAUGUUCAAGUUCAAAGGAGAUCGUAAUCGGUUUCUGAAUGUCAGGGGUUCCUCUGAUGAUGAAGGCGAUGAUAGUUUCUCAAGGUCAGUCCAGGAUGAAGACAGCUUAGGAGGCACGUAUGAUCUUGAGGAUGAAUACGAUGGCAGCAUCAAGAAGACAAAGUCCAAGGAGAUGGACAGGAUGAUGAUGCCUCAAAUGCCGGUGCCAGAUUACAGCUUGGAGAAGCAGGCUGCGGAGAGCUUUUCAUCAAGCAUCAAAUCCAAGUCUAAGAAAGAUUAUAGGAAUGAGGGUGAGCUUCAGUCGUCCCGCGCCGAAGACCUCAUCUCCCAGCUUACAGCGUUUGGUUCUGAUAUGGAGACGAUCUAUCCAAGUUACAUGACGGCUCCGGAUGAGGAUAAGGAGCUAGAGGAUGGAGGUUGGAUCAAGAAGAAAAAGAAGAAGAAGAAACUGCUCAAGGAGAAGAAGAAAAAGAAGAAGAAACCAAAUCUUUUUGAGAGGGAUGAACAUGGGAAUGUGAAGUAUGUUAUGCGGAAAACCAAACUAUCUGGAUACAUGUUAUGGUGCAGAAGCUACAGAUCAACAUUUGUUUCACAGAACCCCGGACUCGAUUUUUCCACCAUUAGCCGUCGCAUGGGGGCUCUCUGGCAAACGCUGGACGAAGAGGAAAAGAAAGUUUGGCGCAAGAGAGAGAUCACUGUUAACACAAGGGUCCCAGUGAAGCGGCUCACCAAGGGCAAGGGCGGGACGACGACGCAUCAGGAUGUUCCGCCCUUCCGCCUCAAAACACCGGACAAGUCCAGGGCCAAGAUUAAGAAGGUUGCCGGUGCCAAGAAGAAGAAGAUGGUGUCUAAGAAGAAGGUCAACACUCCGGUGAGGAUUACCCCGCCCAAGUGGAGUCCCAUUGAUUGUGCAGCACACCUGAGGCUGCUCGGGCAGUCACUGAGUGAUGUAGGAGGCAAGCUGCAGGUUCACAGGGAUGAUAUUGAGGUUCAUGGCAGUGUGUCCGUUCUACUCGACUCCAUGCUGUGUGCAUUAGGCCCUCUAAUGUGUCUUACGGAACAGGUUCCGGAGCUGAAUGCCAUCAAUAAGAAAACAAAGGCUGGUGUACUCGAGAACAUAGCAUACAUCAUGCCCGGACUGUGAUUGUACCCACUAAGGCCAUCUGUACAUUGGAUCAAUAGAAGCUAUCAUGGUGUUUCCAUGGUGAUGAUGAUUAAUCCUGAUUUUCCGCUCGCCGCAUGUUCCAAGUUUAAUAUCACAUUCUCGUGAUAAUUUUGUCAAUGUGCGAAGGUCUUCAUCCAAGGAAACAAGGACUGGAAACAUAUAUGCCAUACCACUCUCCCUACAUUACUUUCCGUAAGUCCAUAGAGUCUAGCCUAUGCCUUCCCCAUGUUUUUAUCUUCGAUGCCCUUCUGCUUGUGAGAAAUUAGCAGAUGUACCCAGGGACACCUGGGUCCCAUCUUACAAAGACUUACGAUUGAUCCAAUCAAUCGUAACUCUAUGGAAAUCCAUUAGUGUCAUAAGUUUUUCUACAGGAAAUUUGCACAAUGUCCUUCGUAAACAAAGAGAAACACAGUGAAUUUUCAAGAAAAACAUGAAUACACAUCAUAGUUCGAAAAUACUUUGAACAAACAUGCAUUUUAGAUGUUGACAUUGCUGGCCGUCCAUAGUUGUGAUUGAUUGGAUCAAUCGUAACUCUUUGUAAGACGGGCCCCUGGUGAUAGCUUUGAUGUAAGAAGAUGGAAACGCAGGUGGAAACAUUGAAGAAAUUAGUCUCUCUCAAGGGUGAAAGAAUUCUGCAUUUAUUGACAAAAUCAGUGGUGAUUUACCAUUACACUUACAUGUAACUUGCAAGGCACACUCCCUUUCUCUCUCCCUCUCUCUCUUUUCCUCUCAUCUUCCUCCCUCUCUUUCUCCUUCCAUUUCUCCCUCCCUCUCACAUCUCUCCCUCUUUCAUCCUCCCUCUCUCCCCUGCCCCUUCCUCCCCUCCCCCCUAUUUCUGUCCACCUAUCUCUUUAUGCUCCAUAAUCUUUCUUGCUACCUGUCAUCCGUUUCACAUACCUUCAGUGCUUCACCUUUGUGUUUCAUUUUCAUUUUUUCUGUGAUUCCAUUCAUUUAUUUAUCUUCUUCCUGUUUCCCUCUUUCUCUAUGCAAGCCUUCUCACUUCUUUCACUUGAUACAUCGUGGUGGUGAUUGUUUUUUUCACCUGAUUGCUAAGAAAGCAUGAAUGUUUGUACAUGUAAGCCAGCAACCAGAGGAACAACUGCGUAAGGUCCUCUCCUAGGGACCUGGGCCUGUUGCAUAAAAGUAACUAUUAUGGUAACUUUGCCAUCCAAUGGCAACUGCCAUGGUAACGCUGAUCAACAGCCAAUUAUAAACAAGGAUUCCAUGCAAGUUGACAUUUGAUGGCAAAGUUACCAUAAUGGUAACUUUCAUGCAACAUGGCCCUGGUAAUCAGGAUAAAUGACUUACCUUCUUGGCAGCCUUGGUCAUUUUAACCAUUGACAAAGUUUGAUUAAUUUGAUAUCUGGAUAUUUGAACUAUAUGUUUCUCAGAAAAGGUAGAAUAGUAGAAGAAAAUAUUUAAAUGAAAAUUAUGAACUUUCAGUUGAAUCACUUAAAGAAUUUGCCACCUCCCCCUCCAAAAAACCAAAAGAGAUAAUUUGUCAAUCUUAACAACAUUAUUUGAUUAUAAAUUAAUCAGAUUUCUUGAUGGCUGUUUAGGUGGGUGUUUCAUAAAACUGUAAGUUACAAAUUACUUAUCCCAUGACUGGUGACCCUUUCUUGUGCUAUAUGUGUAGCUGACUUACAUGCAGCACCUGAGAACAUGUUCAGUUCCAGUCGUACGAACAGCUUCAUGAAACACCCAAAAUACAAAAGCUGGGCGAUUGAUUGUACACUUGAUUUUAUUAUACAUAAUGUCCAAUGGAUCGAUCAUAAAAAUCAGCUCUAUGAUCAAGUGCUAAACUUUGUGUUCCUGUGCCAAUAUGGGUGUUUCAUAAAGCUGUUCGUAAGGUAUGGUUGACUUUAAAAAACGACUGAUGAUCCUUUUUGUGGUGAAGUAUUAUUGCCAGAUUUUAGUUCGUAAGGGUCACAAAUCAUUUGUGAAUUCACUUGUAUGUUUCAAACGACUUUGUGAAACACCCACCAUAUAUUAUAAUUCAUAUGAGCAUUUCUCCUCCGGUAUUACAUUACAUUACACUAGCCUUGCCUCUGAACUAAUUUGAAUGUAAUGGCUACACAAAGGGGAAGUUCACCCUGACAAAAAGUUUAUUGUACAAAUAUAGAAAAAAUAAUCUAAAAAUAUUGGUGAAUUUUGAGGAUAAUCCAUCAAAGAUUAUUAGAAGUAAUAUUCAGAAAAUCCGUCGAAGUUAUUAAAAUUUUAAUUAUUUUAAUUGUGACGUCAUAUGUGAGCAGCUUCACAUGUACUGAAUUAUAAAAAAUCAGUAAAAUGUUAUUUUAUCAAAAAAUUUGAUUUUUUUAAAUUGUACCUUUAGUAUAUCAACAAAUUAUUUCACAACCGCUCCUAAAAGAAGAAAAUUUUUAGUCAUGAAUCUUUAUGACAAUGAAAUUCAUCCAUUUUAUAUCACACUACAAAAGGGGCAUCUGCUCAUAUAUGACAUCACAAAUCAAAAACUUAAAAUUGCAAUAACUUUCUCUAUCUUUAAUGGAUUUUCCUCAAACUUUCACUAUUAUUUUAAAUUAUUUUUUCUGCCAUUUUAAGAAUAAACUUUCCAUCAGGGUGAACUUCCCCUUAAAUCACAAUGAGCAAAGAGACUACACAAGAAAGAGAGACAAAAAUAGUGAUAUAUAUGGUAAAAUAUUAUUUCAUUUAAUAAUCUCACUUCAUUGCACAUGUACAUUAUUUUGGGUUUCACAUUUCCUAUACUGUAAGUACUGUACAGAAGAAUCUACUAGUACAACUGGAUGUAUAUACAUUGUUACUUUGCCUUGGAUCAAUAUUAAAUCUGUACAUUAUAAA
This is a messenger RNA of Lytechinus pictus (painted urchin), 4981 nucleotides long. Its product is annotated as HMG box-containing protein 4-like. The transcript has 6 exons. NCBI's taxonomy places the organism in Eukaryota, Metazoa, Echinodermata, Echinoidea, Temnopleuroida, Toxopneustidae. The record is from RefSeq and is a predicted model, not a curated record. Bases 245 to 2143 code for a protein of 632 amino acids.